Molecule: messenger RNA, 1632 nt
Organism: Penicillium daleae
Lineage: Eukaryota; Fungi; Ascomycota; Eurotiomycetes; Eurotiales; Aspergillaceae
Product: elongation of very long chain fatty acids protein
Exons: 2
Coding region: 1-1632 (543 amino acids)
Biological process (GO): fatty acid elongation, monounsaturated fatty acid; sphingolipid biosynthetic process; fatty acid elongation, saturated fatty acid
Cellular component (GO): endoplasmic reticulum membrane
Molecular function (GO): fatty acid elongase activity
Source: RefSeq, a predicted model, not a curated record
AUGUUCGAUAUCAACGUGCCCACCCAGUUUGGCCGGGCCGCUGUUCGCAUUGCGCUGCCGCCCGCCUCCCUCCUCAGCUUCCCGCCCGCGGAGCUCCCCGCGACAGUCCCCGCGCCACACGUUGCAGAACCGUCAUGGAAGCAGCCCUUCAACAUUCCUGAUGACCUCUAUACCCAGCUGUUGGAUGUGCGCGUUCCGAUCACUAUUGCCAGCGUCUAUGCCGUCACGGUCGUCCUGAUCAACCGCAUCAACAAGAGUCGCGGCUACAAGCCCUACGGCUUCAGCCAUACCCCACUCUUCAAGCUGUUUGUCGUGCUGCACAACGUCUUCCUGGCUGUAUACUCUGCAUGGACCUUCCUUGGUAUGUUCCAGGCCUUUGGCACUGCCUGGGCAGACCGUGACCAGCCCAACGGCCUUGUCGGAGUGGUCGAUUCCCUCUGCAAGAUCAAUGGACCCCGCGGCUAUGGCAAUGCAGCUACCUACAGCCCCAUCACCAACCAGUGGUCGAUUCCCAACCCCGAGUUCAAGCUGACCGGUGGUCUGCCUGAUUCGUCUGACGUUGGCCGUCUGUGGAAUGGUGGCCUGGCCUACUUCGGCUGGAUCUUCUACCUGUCCAAGUUCUACGAAGUCGUCGAUACCGCGAUCAUUCUGGCAAAGGGCAAGAAGAGCUCAACCCUGCAGACCUAUCACCACGCCGGUGCCAUGAUGUGCAUGUGGGCCGGUAUCCGUUAUAUGGCACCUCCCAUUUGGAUCUUUACCCUGGUCAACUCGGCCAUUCACGCGAUGAUGUACACUUAUUACACCCUCACCGCUCUGCGAAUCCGAGUCCCCAACGCGAUCAAGCGUAGCUUGACCACCAUGCAGAUCACCCAGUUCGUCUUCGGUACCAACAUGGCCGCUGCCUAUCUCUUUGUUCACUACACCAUCCCCUACCCCGUUGGAAGUGCCGCUCUGCAGCACCUGUCCAAGGCCGCCCCCGCCGUUGCGACUGCGGUUGCCGAGGCUGGUUCCAUUCCCUGGCUGAAGAAGCUUGCUCUGCGUGCUGCCGGUGCUGAGGGAAUUGCGGAAAACGUUGGUGGAGUCGUUGCUGCCCCUGCUACCGGCUACACUCAGGAGAUGAUGACCUGCAUGGACACCUCUGGUCAGGCCUUUGCCAUCUUGCUCAACGUCUCCUACCUGCUGCCUCUGACCUGGUUGUUCGCGCGCUUCUUCGUGCGAUCCUACUUGAGCCGCAAGGAUCCCAAGCAGCCUACCCACAUGGAGGCCGCGGAGAAGGCUGGCAUGGAUGCCCUCAAGGGCCUUAGCCGCGAGAUUCGGAGGGCCGCCAUCGAGGGCGAGAACAGUGAGAACACUGACGAGGAGGUUGCCAAGGCUCAAGUGCAGAAGGUCUCUGGCCAGACCGUGGACUCCCCCGUCCGUACUCGCGCAUCUGCAGCCAACAAGGCCAAGGCCAAGGCUGCCGCUGCCGCUGCCGCUGCCGCUGCCAACGAGUCAGCCUCGGACGAGGGUUUCUCAACUGUCCCUGCGAAGAAGGGAGCUAAGAAGCAGACCAAGAACGAGCGCGAGUCUGCCUCGAACGUUUCAGAAACCAAGGGUCAGAACCCCUUCGGUGUUCUUGAGAACAAUGCUUGA